GAUAAAAACACGGUCAGAGGCCGAGCUGUGGAGCGGCCGGCAGCGGGAGAGAAGUUACCGCUUCUCCUGCUCCGCUUUUCUCCUGAAUAAAAGCCAGGUGAUUCCGGAGCUGUCAGUCACCCACCAUGAAGAUCUCGGCUUGCAAACUGGGUACGGUGUGUGUUCUCCUAUAAGCUGCCUGUACUUGCCUCUCUGAGCCAUGCCUGAAGAUUAGAGCACCUCUCCUUGCCAAAUAAAAGUACAAAUCUACAUGACACCACAUGUAGACCUCCCCUCGUCCAUCCCACCGGAGUGAACCCCUUAGUCUUGAUUCCUUCUCUUCCUAUUGAGUCCAUCCUUCGUCAGCCUCUUGAAGACAAACCGGGACAAUGUCCCCGCAUUUGAACAUGGCUCCUACAUAAGACCCUUCAGUCCCAUGCGUCCUGUAAGUGGAGAUUCGUCCGGUGCUGUCCCUCCUGAGAGUGUGUCGUUGCUGGGCUCUCUUUCCCCGUCCGAUAUGUCCCUACUGCAGUCCCUGGGCCCAGUGCAAAGCUGGCUGGGUCAGGAGCUGGAGAAAUGUGGCAUAGACGCCAUGAUCUACACCCGAUACGUCCUCAGCCUCCUGCUGCAUGACAGCUAUGACUAUGAUCUGCAGGACCAGGAGAACGACAUCUUCCUGGGUUGGGAGAAGGGAGCUGGCAAAAAAUGGGGGAGGAGCAAGAGGAAGGGAGGGACGGACCUGAGUCUGGAGGAGAUGAAGAAGCAGGCCGCUGUGCAAUGCCUGCGUUCUGCUUCUGAUGAAAACUCUGGAGUCGAAAGUUUGGUUGAGGAGCUUUGCUCAAAGCUCAAGGACAUUCAGAACAAACAAAAAGAAAAAGAAAAACAAACCAUUAAGAAGUCCGAUGAAUCCCGAUCUCCUGAAUUGGCUGAAUCACCUUCUUCGAAAGACCAGGUGGAAAUGUACUACGAAGCCUUUCCACCUCUAUCAGAAAAACCUGUUUGUCUCCAAGAGAUUAUGACCGUGUGGAACAAGGCUAAAGCAAGUGCGUAUUCCAGCUCCUCAUCUGCUGCCCCUCAAACGAGCACAGACACCUCCUCCCCAAAAGAUUGCCCCAGUGAGAGUGAAGCCUGCAAGGACAAAGCACCUGAUCCGUUGGUCACUACCAAUGAGAAGGCUCAGCAUCGACGCAGCAAGAAAGAAAAAGAGAACAGAUACCAUGGGGGUGCAUCUGGGAUUUGCAGUGACCAGGUUAUUUCUCAAAAUAAAAGGCAUGCCAGACAUCGGUCUGAUUUGGGGCACCGGCCCCGGUCCUGGUCCUCUGGCUCCAGCGAGGGUGGCUCAAGCUCUAGUGGUAACCAGUGUGACGCAAGGACCUGUAAAGGAGCUCGGAUUAGACACAGGUCUCGUGAGGUUGGCAGCAGAAACAAAAAAGGGCGAAACCAUGGGCAAGUCAAACUGGCCCUUAAGGCUAUUGACAAAGAAGAGCGCAGAAACACAGGUAGCAGUUGCAGUGCCUCCGAAGGCCCUCUGAAGCACCAACAGCACUACACGAAAAAAGGCAAAAAGCCAUUAAGGGAGCUCCGGAAAGAUCCCAGCUGGGUUGACUUGAAAGAGUCUGGAGGUGAAGCCAAUAACAGGGAAUAUAUGGAAGAACCCCUUUGGUACACCGAGCCCAUAUCGGAGUAUUUUGUCCCGUUCAGCUGGAGUAAACUGGAGACAAAGUAUCGAAGCAAACCAGAUUCCCCCAACGACCUAGCUACGUCCAUUGAUGUGGACAGUCUGUCUGAGCACGUACAGGGGAUCUGCAUCGCCAACACUUCGUUUCAAAGGGCGUACCUUGCAGCAGGUACUUUCGUGGAUGGGCACUUUGUCGAAGUGUCCAGUGAGGGAAACGAGGAGGCCACUGAACUGAAUGGGACCUCAAGCUGCCCUCUUCCUGAGGAUGGUAAAGAUUUAGAUGAUGAGCAUCUGUCUGAACUCACUCACUUCUAUGAAGUUGAUAUAUAUCAAUCCAUAUUGGAUCCCAGUGCCUCAGAUGCAGUACAAGAAAGUCGGAUCUUAAACAUGAUUCGGCAAAAGAGCAAUGAGCCAAGAGACAUUGAGGCAGGGUGUUGUGUAGAUUUAGAUGGCUUUGAACUGCAGGGGGAAAGUGCAAUAAAGGCGGAUUCUUUGGGAGCUUCGGGAGACGACGUGAUUCUUACGCAGGACAUGGAAAACAUUGCUCAUAUGUGGGAGUGCUGCUCAUCAUCUAGUUCUGAGGAGUUGGAAGGAGAAAGCUGUGCAGGUGACUCUCCAGCUAGGCUCUCUCCGCUGUUUGGCAGUGCGCCAUUUAACAUGAGCAAGUUGUCCUGCGCUUUUGGAGAGCCUCCUGUCCGAGAUUUCAGUGGGAGCACGUCGGCCCUAAACUCCUGUUUCUCGCUCUUUGAAGUGCAGUGCGAUAGCUCUGCUUUCCCCUUUUCCUGCGACUCCCUUACAUCCAGUCGUGAAAACAUAGAUUCAAGUAGCUGUCUAGAUCCCCAUGCAAACAAACAGUCUCGCUUGCUAAUUUGGACCAAAAAUAGUGCCUUUGAUGAGAACGAACACUGCUCUAACCUGUCGACGAGAACCUGCAGUCCAUGGUCCCAUUCAGAGGAGACGCGCUCAGACAUUGAGCAAGUUGCUGGCCAAGCAGACGAGUCUUCUCAAUUUGGCAGUGAGGAAGUUGGCUGCAUAAUUCCUCCUAUUCCAACGUCAUACCUGGAGGAGGAAUUUUUGGAUUUCUUGCAGGAGAGCCCAAGUGACCAGCAAGAUGAAAUGAGUGCAGGCAUAGUGUCCAAUCAGACCUUCAACAAGGUAUCGAAACUGGAGUCUGUGUGUGGAAUCGCCUUAGAGCAGGAUGAGAGCAAACAGUAUAACGCUGUUUUGUUUCCAGAAGACACCAACCAACAAAAUGAUGAUGAUUACAGCUCAGGAAUAAUAAAAGAUAUUUGGAUGGCUAUUGGAGACCGAGAUUGUGUAUUGGCUCUUGAAGUGGAGAAAGUAGAUGAUUUGUUUUCAGAGGAGACACCAAACUAUCAGUGUGGCUGUCUUGAUGGUGAUGCAAAGGAGCCCGUUGAAAAGAAGGCUGUACAGCAUUCAGAGUACCACCUGUGGGAGGGUCAGAAGGAGGACCAAGGCCUGGCCAAAAAUAAAGUCUCCAAGGUGGAUGGUGGGGACUACGCAACACCUGCCAGGCCUUGGGAUGUUGAUUCGGAGAGGGACAAUACAUCAUUUAUUCUUGGAGGAGUGUACGGAGAACUGAAGACCUUAAGUGGGGACAAGGAAUGGACUGUGGUUCCACCCAUCAACACCUGUGGGAACCUGUUGCAAUGUGCAUCAGCUUCCUCAUCUGAUGUGGUAACCAUUGCAGGGACUGAUGUGUUCAUGAAUACAGGCAGUUGUUUUGCUCCUGGUCAUAAGCCUCUGUGGCGACCUUUGGUGUCCUUCGGACAGAACAGUCAGGCUACCAAAGGCUCAGGGGAAGGACUGAAUAAGGGAUUUUCUGUUAUCUUCCAUGAAGAUUUGCUUGGAUCCUGUGGAGGCUAUUGUGGAGAGCAGCAAGGACUUGAUUACCCAUUUUCAUCCUUUGAUCUCAAUAACCCUUUUUCCCAGGUCCUGCAUGUGGAAUGCUCCUUUGAACCAGAAGAUAUAGCCUCAUUCAGCCCAGGAUUCAAGCCAAAGUCCAUACUGUGCUCAAACUCUGACAACGAGCCAUUCAGUCCAAGGCUAUAUGGCAUUAACCGCACCCAGUACCGGGCCAUCCGCAUAUCCCCAAGGACUCACUUCCGGCCAAUAUCAGCCUCUGAGCUUUCUCCUGGCUGGUGUAGCGUAUCGGAUGGAGAAUCCGAAAAGGAGGAAAUGAGUCUUCCCAUUCCUGAUCAGACCGACCUCUUCGACGACCCGCAGGCAGACCUCAAACCUCUGGAGGAAGACGCGGAGUGCGAAGGCCCUUACUAUGGAAAGUCUGAACUGGAGUCUGGUAAAUUUUUACCUAGAUUAAAGAAGUCGGGCAUGGAGAAGAGUGCCCAGACCUCACUCGAUUCCCAGGAAGGUGGGGGUACAACUCUGACAACCGUCGAGCAGGAGAUUUGCUUCGACUGCGAAAUUGCAGGAAAAUCUGCAGAAGCAGUGCUGGCUGUCCGCUCUCUUGUGGAGGUGCCUGUGGACAUGCUUCAGAAAGAGGAGUCCUGCUGCGAAAGGGAGUCUUGUAGGUGUGUUGGAGCAAGCCAGCUUCUGGAAUUGGGGAACUCGUACGAUGUGGUUCAAGAUUUGCAUGAGUUUCCCCGGUUGAGUUUUGGGGAGCGGAGUGUGACGAGUAGCCAGCGUGAGGAUUCCUGGUGGCAGAAUACGCUUUGUUCCUCCAUGUUUUCAGGAUCUCGCUGCACAGAAAGCAGCAACAUAUGAGUUUGCUGCCGAGCGCAGAGGCAUGGAAAAGCAGAACAGAGCUGAAACGCUUCAGAACCUCAGCUCUUUUCUCCUUCCACAGUAAACCCAGCAGAGGAUGAGGAGGAGGAGGAGCAGCUUUGUCAGAACAGAACAUCACAACCUCGACUAAUAUUUAAGUUUGAUCCCCCUCCUCUCACCCCACCCUCUGUAUUCACGUGUGUGUGUGUGUGUGUGUUCUGGAUCUGUUUGACGUGUGUAUCAAGCAGCUUUGGCAGGUGGUGAUGAUCCUUAGUUGAGUGAUCUUUACUUGAACCCCAACCUUGUGUGCGCACGUGGUGUUUUUUUUUUUUUUUAAAUAAAUAACCCCCCCCUUGGGCUCUAGCGUAGUGUGUGUGUGAGUGAGAGAGACUGUCACUCUGAACAGCAAACCCUAACCACAAUGGUAGUGACAAGAAAGGUCCAAAAAGCCCUGCAGUUUAGUAGCCUGUUUUCUUUCUCACACCAGCGGGUUUAUCAUUAUUUAUUUCCUACCGUUUUGAAGGACUGCCCUUUUACUGAUAAGUCUUCCCCAUUCACAAAUCCGGGAAAUGUGAGAACCAAAUUAUUAUUAUUAUUAUUAUUAUUAAUAUAUAAAUGUUCCUGAAGUGUGGAGCUAAUUGUUCGGUUUGCAUUGUUGAAAGCCUACUUCCCCAAAUAAGUAUUGUUUAGAGUAAUGUCUCAAAAAGAGGAAAUUAGGAAAGCGUGAAAAAAGGUUUGAGUUCUGUUUCCUGAUUCCCAUUUACAGGUUAGUUAAUUUUUAAAAUAACACGUAUAAGCUAUAGGUGCAGGUUUUUUUUUUUUUUUUUUUUUUUUAAAAAGGAGAGAUCUGUAGCGCAAACUAGUGUGAUUGAUGCUUUAAAAACACUCGUGUGCCCUUCAUAGAUUUUUGUUGCACAUCAAAUCUUUUUUCCACAGAAAUGAGUGAUGCUGAGGUUUCCUGAUUUAUUUUUGUAUUAAAUCAGAAUUUAGUAGCAGAAUAUCGAAAGGUAUGAGAUUUUUUUGGGUGUGGGUUGCUGGCUUUUUUUUUUUUUUUUUUUAAAUAAAUAUAAAGAAAGCCGGUAGCAUGACAGCCUGAUGUAUAGAAGUGGUUCGGCGUCUAAAAGAAAGGAGUUUUAAAAAAGACCUAAGCGUUCCAGUUUCCACAAAUGUAGCCAAUCAGCUUGAGGUGUGACUCCUCCCCCCCCUUUAGUUUUUUGUACAAAAGUUAUGAGGCUGCAUAGAAUUAAAAAAAAAAAAAAAAAAAAAAUCAGUUUCCACUUUAGUAAAUAAAAAGUAAACAAAUCCUAAACGAAUUGUAGUAAAUAAUACCACAGACGUGUACAUGCCUCCGCUGUUUGGCUCCGUUUUGUUGAAGCGGAGUCGUUUUGGUGAAAUGAAACGCCCACUCUGUGCUUUGUAAUGUUCUGCUAAAGGAAGCUCUGAAAUCGAGAUUGUUUUGAGCAGGUAAAGAUGUGGUGUGUUUUUUUUGCUUCAUAAGAACAUGUUUCUCUCCCCCCCCCCCAUGUUUACCAGCGUACUCUCUACAACUGUUCUAGUAAAUAAGUGACUCAUUUAGUGCAUUCAGAGUGAAGACCAGCAGAUAUUUAUGGCUGUCUGAUCAACUAUGAAUUUGGGGAACUUGUGUAGCUUGACUGAAAUGUAGACAGCCUUUUAGUUACAACACUACACACACACACUUGUACAGCUUUGGUCUUCACAUCAUUUAAUGUCUCAUCUGCCCUCUGAGCCAGCAUUAUUAUUAUUAUUAUUAUUAUUAUUGUUUUUUUUUUUUUUUCAGGGAUGUUCCAGAUGUAGUAAGUCAGGGAUUUCACAUUGUUGGUCUGUGUAAGACGAGACGGGGGAAUUCUAGUAGUUAUUGAAAGUGAUGUGAUCCGACGCUGGUCUGAAAAUGAAACCUGAUCAGGCUGGUGUUCUCACAGCCACUAACUAACUUUGUUCGAUAAAUAAAUGGAUGUUGACUUGCACAACACUUUGUGAUGGUUUGGGUAACAAAAGAUGUUUCGGCUGAGGAUUUUUUUUUUUUUUUUUUAAUAUAUUAAUUCCACCAACUGAGCUUUAGGACUUUGAAAGUUGGAUGAAACAUCACAGGCCAUGUGCUUUUGGUCAGUUUGUGGUGCAACGUUCAACCCUUUUCCCCACAUCUCAGUGCAGACUGGUGUGGGGUGCGGUGUUCACUUUUAAAGAAAGUCUGAAGCAUGAUGACCGUAAAAUAAAAUUGCAGAUACCCCAAAUGUAGUCAAUCAGUUUUGGGGUGUGUUAUUUUUUUUGGGGGGGACAAAGUUAUAAGACAAAUGAAGAUGUAUUUACCAUUAAAAAAGUACAUUGACCAGCAGAGGUUUAGAUCUGUGAUUUAAUUUUUUUUCCAUUGGACUUGCAAGUGCGGUGAGCCGCCCCCCGCCCCCCCCCCCCCCUUUUUAAUUUAUUUAUAUAUUUUUAAUAAAUAUAAAAUGGUCUUGUUAAAAAUGUUCAGUCUGAUACUGGCCCAGAACUGGAUGGGUGCGUCUUUAAUUCCGUGUUUGUUUUGCAAGAAAUGCUUUGGAUUUUGAAUUUAACAGAACAGAGGGAAACAUUUACUUAAGUGUUCAAUGUGAGCUCUUUGGCUGCUCUGAUUUCUGGAACAUUUCUGUAAUCUGCAUUUUGCUGUGUUUUUUAGUUUGAUUGCGCCUCCUUGUGGCCGCAAUAGUGUAAUGCACACAGUGCAUGAAGCACAGUUUGCUUUUCCUGGUUGGGGUGGGUUUUUUUUGGGGGGGGGGGGUGAGAAAUGAGGUACAGUACGUGAAAUCAAUUAUUCAAACCAUAUUUUAACACGGUUUCAUUCUUGAUUUAGGAAAACAGAUUUAAUUCAGCAUGAUGCGGCUGAUUUAUAUUUUUCUAAUACACUUCCAGAGGUGGUACCUUUUAUUGUUCUUGAUUGAAAACACUGAGAUGAAAUAAGAUUUAUUAUUAUUAUUAUUAUUAUUAUUACUACUACAGCCAAGGCAACACCUGCGAUAUGAGGAAAGUUGAAGGGAAGAGAAAUAAACGGAAAGUAAAAGCUGCAUGAGGAUGUUGAGGCUAAUAAUAUAGUAAGUGGACGUCAGUCCCUAAUUUGCUUUGCUUUAAACUACAAAAGUUUAAUUUUUUUUUUUUUUUUAAGUGUGUAAGUUUUAUUUCCUUUUUGCUUUUAACUAUCGUGUGAGUGAGUAUAUGUAGGUCCUCAACAAAAGUUACAAAACGAACAAAUAUCAGAAAUUAGCAUAUGAUCUGAGAGACCACAAUGUAACAAAGUACGUGUCGUGUGUGCGAGAUUGGAGUAGUGUGUACUCAAACUAGACUUUGUCCUGCAGUUCUGUUCCAUGAUUUUGUCUGUGUGUUGGGAGGGACGCACUUCCCGAAUGCAAGUCAGGAUCGCACUUUGAAGCACUGAGGGUUUGUUUUGUUUUGGUUUUUUUUGGGUUUCUUUAUCGUCCCUGUGUUCCUGUUUUGUAACUCCUCUAUGCAGCCCGGUGAGGUUUCAUCCAUCCAUCCAUACAUCCAGCACCAUCUCUGACCCGUGUUCAUCACCUCAACACCUCAGUGCCACCAAAACUUGGUCAUGUUGUUCUAAUUCCAUGUAUAAAUCCAGCAGAGAUUUGUUUCAUUGUUGAGUUCCUGAAUCUAAUAAAGGAUUGAGUACAUACA
Messenger RNA from Neoarius graeffei (lesser salmon catfish), 8083 nucleotides. Its product is annotated as KIAA0232 ortholog. The record is from RefSeq and is a predicted model, not a curated record. The transcript has 8 exons. NCBI's taxonomy places the organism in Eukaryota, Metazoa, Chordata, Actinopteri, Siluriformes, Ariidae. Bases 416 to 4402 code for a protein of 1328 amino acids.